Messenger RNA from Cannabis sativa, 3441 nucleotides. RefSeq names its product pathogenesis-related thaumatin-like protein 3.5. Gene Ontology annotation, cellular component: extracellular region. The transcript is spliced from 4 exons. Bases 1840 to 3000 code for a protein of 386 amino acids. Gene Ontology annotation, biological process: defense response. Lineage: Eukaryota; Viridiplantae; Streptophyta; Magnoliopsida; Rosales; Cannabaceae. The record is from RefSeq and is a predicted model, not a curated record.
GUUUAGUACAUUUGUGGGGCUAAGAAAGAAUAGUUAUUUUCUUGUACUUGAUUUGAAUUUGUUUUGGCUCUGGUUCUGUAAUAUGGCAAUAAUUUAUUUUAUUUUUUUGUAUUUAUAGAACUACUCCUGUUAUAGGCUUUGUUUGAAUUUACCGAGUAGAAGUGUAGAUCGAAUGUAUCCUAGUUUCACCUUGCCCGGUUUGGAACAGGUUGAAGAUGAAUAACCAGGCCUUCAUUCCACAGGAGUUUUUAUAUUUUAUUUUGUCUUUCUUGGCUUUUUUGUUCUGAUUCUGAUGAAUUGAUUUCUUAAGUGAAUCUCUAUUUUGCAGGACUUCAAGCUUGUGCUGUUAUGAAGAUUUUAGAUUUCUGUUCUCUCCUAACAUAAUGUACAUCUCUUGUUUAAUUUGCCAUUAUCGGAUUUAGUUUCUAAUAUACAAUUGGUUUCUUCUUUUUUUGAUAUAGGUGAUCAAAGUUUUCUGCAAAUUGCAAGCUAAAGCAAAUUUCUCAUCGCGAUGACCACUAGCACUAGCACAUAUGAGAUCAGAAAGCUUAGUUUGUAAUUCUUCUACAAGUUACCAACACAGACCGCCAAAUCUCAUCGUGAAUCAUAACAAAGCAAGUUGCAACAAUUUUCUUACUGGCAACCUUGUGAAGCUAGCUGCAUGGUACUUAUUUAAUCAGGCAUUGAUUUGUCUCUCUUCUGGUGUGUACAUAGUUCCAUUGGGCCAACAAUUACUUGCAGACCUUGAACAACUUGUGAAUACAGUCGAUUUGGCAUCAUCGGGAAAAUCCAUACAACCUCGGCCCCUAAAAAUUAUACCAAAACAAUUUUGUUCCAGUCUUUGUUUAGGGUCAGCUUUUAUUUUGUUGUUUUUGUUUUUGUUUUUGCAGGUUUAUUUGUAUGUGUAGUAUUGUAGAUUACGCCAAUUAUUGUGAAAGAGAAUUUGAACUUCUGUGAUUGGUUUUUUUGGCCCUAUUGAUGUUAUCUUUUAUACUUUUGUAGUUUAUGAGAAUCUGUAUGCAUCACGCUUAUUAAGAAUUUUUUUGAAAAAAAAAAAAAGCACACAUGAUGAAAAUGAUUGGAUAUUUCUAAUCUCUUAAAAGGAGUCCACCAAUACAUUUGAUUUGGUAUUCGAGAGAAUUUUUUAGUUUAAUUUUUUAUAUGAUUGUUUAUAGUUAUUUAAGAUAUCUAGCAAAAUUUUGAGAGAUUUGAAAAAAUUUAACAUGUUGAAAACAGUGUUCGAAUAAAGAGUGGUCAUAGAAUUGUUUUGUGUCCACCAAGUAAAAAAUUAAAUUUAAAAAGAAAGGCAGGUUCUUUGUGUAGUACAUAGGGAUCUUAAACGUGAAUUGAUUAUAUGGUCCAUAUGAAAUGAAUAACAAUGUAAAUAUAUAUUGGAAAGUGAAUUGUUCUUGUAGGUCUACAAAAGAAUAUAACUUCUCUUUUUGUUGAGAAAAAGAAUAUAUGUCUAUAAAUAAACUUAGGAAUAAUCCUAGAUGGGUCACCCUUUUCAAUGGAAAUUCUCUUCAUUAAGCCUUGUUGUUACUUAUUAUUAGCCUUUCAAUAUGAAAAACUUGCUUCUAUCAUUUGAGUGAGGAGAUUAUAGCUUUCACUAUGUGUAUUGUGUCCCCUGCAAAAUUCCAAAUAAGAAAGGAAUUGCUUCUUAAUGAGGCCAACUCUAUCAAAACAUAAAAGAAAUACUAAACCCAAAAAGAAAAAAUUACCUAACUGCAGGGAUUUGUAUAUGCAUAAUUGUAUAUAUAGGGACUUUGGUUGUUCUUAUUACUUCCCUCCUUUUCUACUUCAAUUUAGAAAGCUAAAAAAAAAGGACUUGAAGAAAACAUGUAUAUAGCAAAAGUUGAAGCUUUCCUUUGUGUCUUUUUCACUUUUAUUUCAUCCUACUAUAGCACUUUUACUAUUAUAAACAAUUGUCCUUUUACAAUAUGGCCUGGUACAUUAGCUGGUUCAGGUACACCCCAAUUGCUAACAACCGGUUUUCGACUUGACUCUGGCCAAACCAUUAGAAUUCCUUCAAUUCCCGGAUGGUCAGGGAGAAUAUGGGGAAGAACUGGCUGCACAUUUGAUGCAACAGGAGCUGGAAAAUGCCAAACCGGUGAUUGUGGUGGCACGCUUGAAUGUGAAGGUAGAGGUGCAAAUCCACCUACAUCUCUCUUUGAGAUAACACUUGGUCAUGGCGAUGACAAAGAUUUCUAUGAUGUUAGCAUUGUCGACGGCUACAAUCUUCCCAUUGUUGCCUCUCCAGUGGGAGCUUUCGGUGUCUGUAAUGCCACUGGAUGCGCUUCUGAUAUCAAUACUGGUUGUCCGAAAGAGCUUCAAGUGGUUGGAGGAGAAGGUGGAGAUGGUGGGAGUGGUGUGAUAGGAUGUAAGAGUGCAUGUGAAGCUUUUGGAUUGGACAAGUAUUGCUGCAGUGGUCAGUUUGCUAAUCCAACCACAUGUAAGCCUUCUUACUAUUCAACCAUAUUCAAAAACGCUUGCCCAAGAGCCUAUAGCUAUGCUUUUGAUGAUGGCACCAGUACUUUUACUUGCAAAGCUUAUGAGUACUCCAUUCUCUUCUGUCCUAAAGAUAAUGGGGUGAGAAAACCAAGCAAUGGAUUGACACCUCCAACAACACCAGGAAGUGAAUUUGCAUCACCAUCGAUACCAAAUAGCGGUUUGGCACCACCAACGAUACCAGAUACCGAUUUGGCACAACCACCACCAGCCACACCAAUAGGUGGACUGGCACCACCAGCCCUACCGGUGCAAGAGCCAUCAAUACCAGGGAGUGAGCUUGCACCACCACUGCCAGCCAUACCAGUAGGUGGAUUGGCACCACCAACCAUACCAGUUCAAGAGCCAUCAAUACCGAUACAACAGCCAUCGAUGCCAGUAUAUGGCCACAGCGAUCAAGCAGCAGUACGGAUGGUCUCUUCUUCUAACACGCUCUUGCCACUUCAAACCCUACUGCCAAUCGUUCUUUUGAUCCUCAAGCUAAUCUCAUGAACACUUCUAACUGCUCUGAAGUCUUGAGUCCUCGAGAGCUACUAAAGCAAUGAGCCAAGAGGAAGAACUUUGUUCAAAAAUCUAAUUUGAAGAGAUGCAUGCAGAUCAUAGCUCAUUAGAUCCCAUCAAUUGGCUUUUGUCAUGUUCUCAAAAUGUACAUCGUGAUAUUGUUACCAAAUAUAAAUCUUACAAAGGAAAAGUAGCCAAAUAUUUCUACAACUAUUUCAGAAACAACAUAAUUAUAAGGGUAAUAUGAUAUUUCAGUAUUAUUAAAAUUAAAUUUUUCAAGGUAUAUCGAUCCCAUUAUUUCGCCAUAAAUUCGAACCAACAUGUUUGUAAAAACCUACAAUUAGUGUCAUCUAAUAGAACAUAAUACAAAUUCUAUUGAUUGUUAGUUAUGGCAGAACUAAAAUAAAUAAUAAAAAUAUAAGUUUAUCCUCA